AUGAUCAGUCAACUCUCGGUGCUAUUUCUCGUCCUAACGGCUGAGGCUGCCCCAUACAUAAAUGAGGGCAGUGGAGUGGCCAACAGCGUUUCAGCUACUGAAAUAGAUGUGAGUUGGGCUACCGGCUCCAACACGGGGACUGUCAAGGCCAACGACGUGACUGCGGUGCUACUGGGUGGUGGUGGCAUUGCGGCCAAGCAAACGGUCUCCGGCGCCGCCACACAAUGCACCCUGAGCGGCUUGACACCCGGCCGUUACUACAGCAGCAGGACUCAGCUGUCAGCCGCCAAGUACCGAACCGUGGACACAGAUCAGGUAGAGGAGGGCAUUGCGCCAAUGCGUAUCAGUUGCAAGCGCUCCCCUAAGUGGGCUGAGUUUUCGGUAGAUAACUUAUUUUGCUACCGGGAAGGCGUGGAGACAGCCUAUGAAAAUGCUUCCUCAAAGGAAUCGCCGGCAACGUUGGUACUUGGGAUCCUCUGCGGCAUUGUUGGCACUGCCUGUCUGGUCAUUGUGAUCAUGAUUUUCGUCCUGAAGAAGCAACAAGGGAACCGUAGUUUGGAUAAUAACCUCGCUAAUGCCUAUGCUCUACUUUUUAAUCUAUUCGUUCCUUCGCUUGAUAUGGCCUACCCAUUUAAUCCCUAUGAAUAUCGGUCCUGUAAGACAGAAUCCUAG
Molecule: messenger RNA, 672 nt
Organism: Dibothriocephalus latus
Lineage: Eukaryota; Metazoa; Platyhelminthes; Cestoda; Diphyllobothriidea; Diphyllobothriidae
Source: the annotation of a GenBank genome assembly